This is a messenger RNA of Neltuma alba, 2588 nucleotides long. Its product is annotated as DEAD-box ATP-dependent RNA helicase 37. The transcript is spliced from 7 exons. NCBI's taxonomy places the organism in Eukaryota, Viridiplantae, Streptophyta, Magnoliopsida, Fabales, Fabaceae. The record is from RefSeq and is a predicted model, not a curated record. Gene Ontology annotation, molecular function: RNA helicase activity; ATP binding; nucleic acid binding. Bases 298 to 2133 code for a protein of 611 amino acids.
GGAAGAUAUUUUUUUAUCCCACUUACGCGCUGUCUGUCGGCGAACCAAUUUAGGGUUUCUUGAUCGUCUACCUCCCCCACUUUGUUUCGUCAUCAAUUUUAGGGUUUUAAUCUCUACAAUAUAUUUCAGGGUUGAACCUGAAGAAUUUUUAUUGCGAUUGGAAGAAGUUUUUUUGCACCAACUGAGGAUUCUUUUUGCUACUUAAAGUUAUAAGUCCUAUCCCUUAUUUGAAAAAGGAGCGAUUUCCUGUGGAAAAUUUGUUGAGAAUUCUAGGCUCCGAAAAAAUAGUUAUUGACUAUGCGAACUUCAUGGGCAGACUUGGCUGCGAGCUCUGCAGCUGAAAGUGCAGGUCCUGGCUCUUCUGCCAGCAAUGCGGGAACUGGUAACACCUCAGCUCCUUCACGCCCAGUCUAUGUGCCUCCCCACCUCCGGAACCGUCCACCUUCUGCAGAAGCGCCUGCUCCAGCAUAUAGUGGCCGUGCUUCUGGUUCUGGCACUGGUACUGGUAAUGUUGGAUCACGGUUGGCCAUGCCCAGAAAUGAGAAUCGGUUGGGGUACGGUGGUGGCGGCCGUGGUGGAUGGGGAAACAGAGGCAGUGGUUGGGAUCGCGGCAGGGAGAGGGAGGCCAAUCCCUUUGGUGAUGAGGAUAAUGCAGAAGAGGCAUCUGGUGAGCAGGAGAAUACAGGAAUCAAUUUUGAUGCAUACGAAGACAUUCCUGUGGAGACUAGUGGUGCAAAUGUGCCACCACCAGUGAAUACAUUUGCGGACAUUGAUUUGGGUGAAGCACUUAAUCAGAAUAUAAGAAGGUGCAAAUAUGUGAAGCCAACGCCAGUUCAACGGUACGCCAUACCAAUAUCUCUUGCUGGACGAGAUUUGAUGGCUUGUGCCCAGACCGGUUCUGGAAAGACAGCUGCCUUCUGUUUUCCUAUCAUCAGUGGAAUUAUGAGGGGCCAACCUGUGCAGAGGCCACCUCGUGGGGUGCGUACAGUGUAUCCACUUGCUCUUGUUCUUUCACCUACCAGGGAGCUGUCAAUGCAAAUACAUGAAGAAGCCAGGAAGUUUUCUUACCAAACUGGGGUUAGGGUGGUUGUUGCUUAUGGUGGUGCACCAAUAAACCAGCAGCUGCGAGAUCUUGAGAGAGGAGUUGAUAUUCUUGUGGCAACUCCGGGAAGAUUGGUGGAUUUGCUAGAGAGGGCUAGAGUUUCCCUGCAGAUGAUAAGAUAUUUGGCCUUGGAUGAGGCAGACCGGAUGCUGGAUAUGGGUUUUGAGCCCCAAAUAAGGAAGAUUGUGGAGCAGAUGGACAUGCCUCCUCCAGGUGCCAGACAGACUAUGCUGUUCAGUGCCACAUUUCCGAAAGAGAUACAGAGAUUGGCCUCGGAUUUCCUUUCAAAUUAUGUUUUCCUGGCUGUUGGAAGAGUGGGGUCAAGUACAGACUUGAUUGUCCAAAGAGUUGAAUUUGUUCAGGAGUCUGACAAGAGAAGUCACCUUAUGGACCUUCUACAUGCUCAGAGGGCAAAUGGUGUGCAAGGAAAGCAAGCUUUGACAUUAGUUUUUGUGGAGACAAAGAAGGGAGCUGAUUCAUUGGAACAUUGGCUGUAUAUUAAUGGUUUUCCAGCUACCACUAUUCACGGGGAUAGGUCACAACAGGAAAGGGAGAUGGCAUUAAGGUCAUUUAAAAGUGGCAACACCCCCAUAUUGGUUGCCACUGAUGUGGCUGCACGUGGUCUUGAUAUCCCUCAUGUCGCCCAUGUGGUCAACUUUGAUCUACCAAAUGAUAUUGAUGAUUAUGUACACCGUAUUGGAAGGACGGGAAGAGCAGGGAAGAAAGGUCUUGCCACUGCAUUCUUCAAUGAAAACAAUGCAUCCCUUGCAAGGGCUUUAGCAGAACUGAUGCAAGAAGCAAAUCAAGAAGUGCCUGCUUGGCUCUCACGGUAUGCUGCUCGAUCAUCUUUUGGUGGAAGGAACCGUCGAUCAGGUGGAGGCCGUUUUGGUGGCCGUGACUUCCGAAGAGAGAGCUUCAGCAGCAGAGGUGGUUCUGAUUAUUACAGUGCGGGAAAUAGCAGUGGAGGGUAUGGGGCUUCUGGUGGGUAUGCUGGAGGAUACGGUCCUGGUGUCACAAGUGCGUGGGAUUGACUUCGGCUUCGAAUAGCAGUUUCAUACUUAGGUAGUAGGUGCUGAAAUACACCCAUAGGAAGGUCCCCCUCUUCCCCCUCUUUUUUUCUCAAGUCUAUUAUUAUUUUUUGCUGUCAUUUUGCCCUUCCUAGUGUUUGGAGUCACAUUUUGUACUGUUUGCAAUGCUAAUGAUGGAGGGGACGGGGGAAUGUGUGGUAUUUUUACCACUUUGAUAGAGGUGUAUAAUGUUAGGCAAUGGGAUAUCUCUAGUGUAUUUGAGUCAUUUUUCUUGACCGCUUUAUUUAGUCUUCAACAUUAUCUGUUCACCUCUCAAGUCUGGCCGGCUUUUCCUUUUUCUUUUUUUAAUUUGGCCUAAAGCUGGAUGUAUGUGUUGCCAUAUUAGAAUCCACCACUCUUGAACAUAGAGGCUUGUAACUUCAAAUGGCGAAGAAUAAAUCCAAAAUUUCCCCGUCAAA